AUGCUCUUGAGAUCCUGCCAGCCCUCUCCUGGCCCGUUGCUGACUCAGUGUCUUAUCACCUGUCCUGUCCCCGGCCCUCCUCCUGGGAGAGGCCCCACAGGUGGGUGCUGUUUCUCAUCUGGCCUUUUUCUCCCCUCUGGGCACUCAAGCCCCCUCUCCUCCGGCUGCUCCCAGUGGCCCUACUGCCUUUCAGUUUCCUGGACUCCAGCUCUUCCCAAAACGGUUGCAACGGCUUUGCCCGUCCCUGCACCCCGGAAGUCGUGCGAUCGAGGAGUCCCCCACCCGGGUCAUUUCGUGAUUCGCAGCCUGGUGUCGGGAAAACACGCUGGUGUGUCAGGAACAGCCGCGGGUCUUGUCCUGCCCUGGUUGCCACUCUCUCUGGGACCCCAUGCCACUGCCCUCUUCUCUCUGGACCUCGGUCUCCUCCUCUGGCAAGGGACUCGCCUUGACGUUAUCGAAGGUCCUCUGAUUCGAGCGUGGGUGAGGUGUCUUUGGGCCAACACCCCCCGAGCGAGCAGGGUUCAGGAGGGGACCCAGGAGGCCUGGCUGGGCCGUUCAAGCUGGGCAUGGGGGCCUAACCCCGGGGACGGACUGGCCAGGCAGGCCUUUCUCCAGCGGCUGCUCCUCUCCUUGGGAGCUAUUGCUGGAGGGGGAGGUGGCCUGGGCUUGGAGGCGAGGCUGCUGGGCCACGUGGGAUUGGAGCCAGUGGGCUUCCAGGAAGGGAAACUAAAGAUACCCCCUUCCCGGCACGGCUGGAACCCUGAGAGGCCAGGGAUCCCGUUCCAGUCGUGCUGUCGCCGGGGGCAAGGGGUGGUGACCAGGAGGGCCCUCCAGCAGCUGUGUUGGGCCUGGCGCUGCUGGGGGCUGGAGCCCAGGACCGGGCAUCUAUUGGCUGAGUCCCUGAGCCGGUGGGCGAGGUCAGGGCAGGGCCAGCGUGUUACUGGAAGCCCGGUGGCUCCGUCUGUCCCUCUGCCAAGCUGCCCACUGCAUUCUUUGGCCUCCUAUUUCCAGGCAGGCUCUGCAGAGGUCCCAGCCGUGGCCUGCCUUGAGCCUGGGUGCCGUCAUGCCCAUGUUUGGGGCACUUGAGCUGUAGUUGGGGACAGCAGUUGAGAUGGGUGGCAGGGGGGUGGGGUGGGCAGGAUGCCGUGAAGGUAGCUGGGCUCUCGGGGAGCAAGGAUCACCUUUCCCUGUGCGGUUCUGAGAGGUCAGGUGACCUGGGUGCGGGAACCCGUGUGUGUGUGUGUGUGUGUGUGCGCGCGCGUGCGCGCACCCAGACUGCAGAGACCAGGGGUCAUAGACUUGAGCUUGCCCAAGUAUCCCAGGAUAUGCAGGCCAGUGUGAAGGGCCUGGGGGCGCACAGAGGGGUGCACCGUGCCGGUGUCCCCCCGGAUGUCAACAUACAGAUGGGAUUUUGGAUCUGCAACCCCUGGGUCCAGGGAGUGAAGUGGAAAAGCGGCCCCACCUGUCACUGCUGGUCCACAGGCUUUCUUGCCUGCUCAAAGCUGGCCCUGCCAUUCCCACCAGACCACAAGGACCUUCUCCAGGACUCAGAGCCCAGGGCCUUUCAUCGGACAGAGGAGAUCUGAGCACCUGGCUGGCUUUAGGGGUGCCUCCUUCUCCCAUUGUGGGGGCCUCCCGACCGCAGCCAGGUUGGGCUAGCCCCAAAGGAGACAGCAGGAUGGUUCCAGGAAGCCUGUGCAGCCAGCGAUGUGAGCCUGAACUCUCCAGAUCAAUGGGGGGAGGGCUGGCAGCCAGUGAGCCGGCCGGUGGUGUCAGAGCUGGGGUCUCAGAUGGCUUGAGCAGGGUUUCCAGCCCUCUUCCAGGCUCAGCCCCCCCAGCCAUAGCCCUACACCCCCUGCCAGGCACUGACCUCCCGGAUCAUUUCCUUCCCUCUUUCCUCCCCUGGCUCCCUGCUCAGCCAGGGAAGGAGGCCCUGGGUGCAGGAGCCUUGACGCGACCCUCCGAGGCAUCAGAAGGCUUCUUCCCCACUUGCCAUGGGACUUCCGAGCCUCAGUUUCCUCAUCUGGAUGACGUGGGUGGACGGCACCCCGUGUGAGAGUCAUUCAAAGUUUCGGUGGGAGAAUGCUGUAAAGGGCCUGGUCGACAGCUGCAUGCAGUCUCUAUCUGGCCUCCCCAGGCCUCUAAAAUUAUUUUAAUGUUUAUUUUUGAGAGAGAGAGAGAGAGAGAGAGACACCCAGAAGGUGAGUGGGGGAGGGGUAGAGAGAGGGGGAGACACAGAAUCCCAAGCAGGCUCCAGGCUCGGAGCCGUCAGCCACAGAGCCCGACGCGGGGCUCGAACUCACGAACUUCGAGAUCGUGACCUGAGCUGAAGUAGGCGCUUAACCGACUGAGCCACCCUGCGCCCCAAAG
Acinonyx jubatus (cheetah) is the source of this 2370-nucleotide messenger RNA. RefSeq lists its product as uncharacterized. The record is from RefSeq and is a predicted model, not a curated record. The transcript has 3 exons. Bases 1 to 1086 code for a protein of 361 amino acids. NCBI's taxonomy places the organism in Eukaryota, Metazoa, Chordata, Mammalia, Carnivora, Felidae.